GUAAACUAUUGAAGUAUAUUGAUGGCAAAUGGCAAGAAGUACCAAUGAGUGAAAGACUAAAAUUAACUAAGUUAGAGGGUCAAAUAUGGAUUGCAAUGUUUAACCUACUUAUGGGGCCCGAGUGCCAGAGGAAAUAUGAAUUCAAUUCUCAUAAUAAGAACCAGAUACUCAAGCUGCGAGCCCACAUGACAGAGGUCUUAUUAGAUCAGAUACCAAUGCUAGUAGACUUACAGAGGUACUUAGAACACUUAUCAAUGAUGGAGCCACCAGCAGCCAGGCAAGGAUUAGUAUUAGAACAGGUACCCAGAUCUAUGAUAGUAUGGUACGUGAGAAUGAUGGGAAAUGGUCAGCCAUAGCCAAACAUCAAGUCAAGAAAUACUUUAAUCCACCAAAAGCAAAUUUGAGAGAACAGGC
Molecule: messenger RNA, 414 nt
Organism: Saccoglossus kowalevskii
Lineage: Eukaryota; Metazoa; Hemichordata; Enteropneusta; Harrimaniidae
Product: zinc finger MYND domain-containing protein 10-like
Biological process (GO): motile cilium assembly; outer dynein arm assembly; inner dynein arm assembly
Cellular component (GO): centriolar satellite; cytoplasm
Source: RefSeq, a predicted model, not a curated record